CGUCCAGCAGCUGCUCGGCCGGCGAUUGGCUAAAGCGCGCGGGAGAGGACGGUUCUUUGGAACGUUGGCUCCGUUUUCGCUUCCCAGCGGGGGCCUUGCGAUGGCGCUACCCCGGUUGUUGUUUCUUUGGGCGACGGUGGCGGCAGUUGCUGCUGCAUCCCGGCCCCCGUGGGACUCGAUUGCCCGUUUGCAGCCGCGGACGGACGAUGCACGGCAAGCAGUGGCGGUGCGGGAGCUGCUGGAGCGGCUGCUGGGCCCGAGGGCUGCCUCCGCCUUCUCGGUGUCGGUCAACCGGUCUUUGGCCGGGCCCGGCGGGCUUGACACCUACCGGCUGAGCUCGAGGGCGCCGGGCGUUGUAAACGUAGCUGGAUCCAGCGGCGUGGCCGCCGCCUCGGGAAUCUACCAGUACCUAAAGGACUACUGCGGUUGCCAUGUCUCCUGGUCUGGGAAGCAGCUCCGACUGCCGGAUAGUCUGCCGCCGGUACCCACUGAGAUAAUCGUCACCAGCCCCAACAGGUUCCGCUUCUACCAAAAUGUCUGCACCCAGAGCUACUCCUACGUGUGGUGGAACUGGGACCGCUGGGAACAGGAGAUCGACUGGAUGGCGCUCCACGGCAUCAACAUGGCGCUGGCAUUCACCGGGCAGGAGGCCGUCUGGCAGCGGGUAUAUUUGUCCCUGGGCCUGAACCAGUCAGAAAUUGACGAGUAUUUCACUGGACCGGCAUUUCUGGCUUGGAACCGGAUGGGGAACUUGCACACCUGGGCAGGGCCACUGCCCCUCUCGUGGCAACUGAAGCAGCUCUACUUGCAGUACAGGAUCCUGGAGAGAAUGCGGAGCCUGGGGAUGCUGACAGUGCUGCCUGCCUUCUCAGGAUAUGUCCCUCGCGGCAUCUUAAGGGUUUUCCCCCGGGCCAACGCCACACGAAUGGGGAGCUGGAGUCACUUUGAUUGCACCUACUCCUGCUCCUACCUCCUGUCGCCCGAAGACCCCAUGUUCCAGGUCAUCGGGACCCUCUUCCUGAAAGAACUGACCAGGGAGUUUGGUACGGAUCACGUGUAUAGCGCCGACACCUUCAACGAGAUGCGUCCACUCUCAUCGGAUCCCGCCUACCUGUCCCAGGUCAGCGCAGCUGUCUUCCGCUCCAUGACGGGAGCUGACCCCCGUGCCGUAUGGCUGAUGCAAGGCUGGCUUUUCCAACACCAGCCCGACUUCUGGCAGCCGGCCCAAGUCCGCGCCCUCCUCCAGGGCGUGCCCCUUGGCAGGAUGGUGGUGCUGGACCUCUUUGCUGAAUCCAAGGCCGUCUACCCCUGGACAGAGUCCUUCUAUGGGCAGCCGUUUAUCUGGUGCAUGCUGCACAACUUUGGCGGCAACCACGGCCUUUUCGGCACGGCGGAGAGCGUCAACCGGGGCCCCUUUGCUGCCCGGGGCUUCCCCAACUCCACCAUGGUGGGCAUCGGCUUGACCCCCGAAGGCAUCGAGCAGAACGAUGUGAUGUACGAGCUCAUGACCGACCUGGGCUGGCGCAAGGAGCCCCUGGACCUCCGGCGGUGGGUGUCCGAUUACGCCACGCAACGCUACGGGGCCAGCAACGCCCAGGCCACCGCGGCCUGGCAGCUGCUUCUCCAGAGUGCCUACAAUUGCUCGGGGCCGUACACCAACCACAACCGCAGCCCGCUGGUGCACCGCCCUUCCUUCCGGAUGACCACGGAGCUCUGGUACAACGAGAGCGACGUCUACGAGGCCUGGCGGCUGCUGCAAAGCUCUGUCGACGUGCUCGGUGCCAGCAGCACCUUCUGUUAUGACCUGAUUGACGUGACGCGCCAGGCCAUGCAGCAGCUGGUGAGCCGCUACUACUUGGAAAUCAAGCAGGCUUUCCAGAGCCACAUGCUCUCCCGUCUGCUGACAGCGGGCGGCAUUCUGGUCUACGACCUCCUCCCGGAGCUGGACGGCCUCCUGUCGAGUGACAGGCGGUUUCUGCUCGGGCGGUGGCUGGAAGCCGCCCGCUUGUCGGCUACCAGCGACCAGGAGGCGGGCCUCUACGACCUGAAUGCACGCAACCAGCUGACGCUCUGGGGGCCCAACGGCAACAUCUUGGACUACGCCAACAAGCAGUUCGGAGGGCUGGUGCUGGACUAUUAUGGGGUGCGCUGGAGCCUGUUUGUGUCCACCCUGGUGGAGUGCCUCAACACCGGGACCCCUUUCCACCAGAGCCACUUCAACCAAGCCGUCUUCCAAGUGGAGAGGGGCUUUAUCUACAACGGGAAGCGGUACCCGGCCAAGGCCACGGGCAACACGCUGGACAUAGCCAGGAAGAUAUUUCUCAAGUAUUACCCUUCCGCAGUGCAGCACAACCGCUCGAGGGCUGUGUGAGAAGAGACUCGCUAUUGGCAGGCCCCUUCUCUGCUUGCUGUCAGUCCCAACCACUGCACUCGUCCCUUGUUGGGUGUUCUGUUCCAGAUCUGACUACUGAACAGCUUCUUCUUAAAUGCACAUUUUCCCAUUGUUCGAGUGGCACAGGAGCUGGUGGUGGUGGGAAUGGGAAUGACUUCUGGUCAGAAAGAGAGGUGACAGAGUUUAUAAAGCCUGCCUGGGUGCAGAGGCUAGUCAUGGUUGAGGGAUCAUUGUCAGGGACUCAGCACACGGUUCUCAGGGGGGGGGGGUGCACCUCUUGUUUUUCACAUGUUCCAGAGCUGGCUCAAAUUGAGCUCUAAAGGUUAGCACUGUGGUGGAGAUGGAUUCUACUGCCUUAAUUUGGGCACGGAAGCGCACAGUCACGAGGCUUUGCAACGCAGCUCCUUGCCAAAAGACCACCCGCAUAGCAGCCUUCUUCCCUCCACACAGGCAAGGGGUGGCUAACCUGUGGCUUGUAGGCCCCUCCCCCCCAGGGUUUUUUGUGUAGCCUCUGCAACUCCAACAUUUAUCAUUUUUUAAAAAAAAUCAUUUGAAAAUAUGAGGUGCCAUAAGAUUGGGGGGGGGGGCUUUCCAAGGCUCCCCAUUUAAAAAAACCACAAGAAACCUUUAAAAUAUAUUCUUUUUUUUACUAACUGCUCUCGUAGGUAUUCCAAAGUGAGAGAGGACAAAAUGUUUUAAGGCCCCUCUGAAGUCCCCUGCCCCAAUUUGUCUUAUUAUUCCCCCCAAAAAAAGAUAAUAAUUAAGUACCUCGACUUACGAACGACUCGACAACCGAAUUUUUCGACUUCGAAUGGGGGUAAUGGCCGCGCGCUUACGAAUGUCUCGACAUCCGGAAAAAACUGCGGCGGUUUUAGAUAGGGAUUUUUCGACUUACGAAUUUUUAGAUGGGGUUGCUUCGACUGACGAAUUUUUCCAUUUUCAAUGCAUUCCUAUGGGAAAUCGUGUUUCCAAUGGCGCUUUUCUACUUACGAAUUUUUCGAGUUACGAAGGUGCCUUCGGAAUGGAUUAAAUUCGUAAGUCGAGGCACCACUGUACACACACACACACACACACAUAUACACUGAUCACUCAUAUAGGUGCCCUGCUGCUGUGACUCUGUGAUGCCAAAAAGCGCUUUGUGGCCCCAUUAAAACUUCCCAAUGAGUCCAUUAAAAAUAAUAAUCAACUAUCCAAAACUGGUCACACCCACCUUGACAGGAGGACCCUGAAGUGGAUAGCCACCACUGCUGGAUCGUAUUCAGUUGUGGUCUGUGUUUUCUCCUGCUCACCCCCAAGCAGAAGUGCUACAGAAGAGAUUGCUCCAGCUGUCUUCCGCAAGCAAGCAUUUGAAGCAUUGAAGAGACCAGAUGAAGUGACAGGGAACCUGUAGGCCUCCAGACAUUGUUGGGACUCCCAACUCCCAGCACCCCUGACUAUUCCUGAAGAGCCACAGAUUCCUUGCAGUUGGGCUAGACUCGCUAGAGGAUCCUUAGGGCUCUUCCCACCAAAAAAGCUAGGCUUUGGCUGCAUUCAGACAGCAUCUUUAGUCCAUUUUUCCUGUUUACCAGGUAAUUUCUGCGUUUCUAAGGGAUAAUCCUAUAAGAGGCAAAAGACAGUUGUGGGAAAACGUUGUGGCCUAGUGGCAAUUUAGUGCUCAUUUCCAUGUUAAUUGUUUCCAGGAAAUUUCUGGCUUGGAGCCCCAUUAACCAGGAAACUUGUGGGAGUGUGUUGUGUUGCAAUUUCAGGUGAAGGAAUUUGGGGCGGCAUCCUUAGCAUACAGGUCUUUCCUGUUGUUUGACAUUUAGCUUGGCACGGCAGCACUAUCUAUCGAUCAAAGAGCCACAGCAGCUGGUAUUAGGAACAUCAGAAAUCCCUAGUAAACAGAAGCCCUAGUAAAAUUAAUGCAAUAAACCCCACCUCACAAUGCAGCCAGAUUCUCACCCUCCCCAUGGGGUUAAAUACUGAAAACGCGACGGCGCUACACUGGUUGCGGUUUGGUUUAGCCUAUUGAAUUUAUUAGGUGCCUUUUUCUACAUAUAAAAAUGGCACAAGGCACCCUUGACAACAAAUCCAUUGCUCAUUGGGGUUCAUUUAACAGAAAUGCUUGGGUAGGGAGGGAAAAGGUUGAUUCAUCCUUGGGAAAGGGAACAGGCCUCAUCAGUAACAUUGUCAUUUUGGAAUCAUGGGGAUGUGAUGAGCAUGAAGUGGGGUUGGGGGAAUAGCCUUGCUUCUUCCUCAGAAACUUAUGGGUGGCAAUGAAAGAGGGAAGGUGAGCCCCUUCUGGUAAGUUAUGUAGGAGGAAGGCCAAGCCGGCCAGGGCAGAUUUCCCAAGGAGCAUUCACCCCUUCGGGGUUCUUUACCUCCUGUGAAACUGUAGUGAAACUGUAGGGCCAACAACAAACAUGUCUUUUCCUGCAUUACGUUUAUACCCCAACAUGGAAGCCGAGGCUCCCACGUGGUCCUCCUUCCAGGUACCAACCAGACCCAGACCUGCUUAGCUUCAGCAAGGCGGUAGCCUCACGUGCCUUAAGACCAGUGCUACUUUUCUAGAAAAAGAGGUGCUGGAACUCACUCUGAACACCUCCCUUGUUCUCUUAGAAUGGCAAUGGUGCCCACCUGAGAGGUGCCACCUGAGUUCUGCCUGGAAAAAGCUCUGCUUCAGAGCAUUCCCUUUUCCCUCGGGAGAGUUCUCUUCCUCCGCCUGUCUUAACUUUGUCCAGUGCCUUUACUGUCCCUGAGUGACUCAGGAGUAAGUUUACAUGUGUAUGUGUAUAUAUAUUUUGUUCACAAAGAUGUCUGAUCUCUGAAUAAUUAUUUCUGGUUUAAUACCUGUAUAAAAACGUGCCCUCUCGUGCUAAAUGAGGGGUCGGUGUACUUUAUUACGCUUUAUUAAAAAGACAACCUGAGUUCCGGAUAAUUCGUGCUGAUUAGCUGUUUCGGGGUUUUGCAAAUAAAACGUUUUAAGUGUGUUGUAAAGUGCAUUAUACAAAUGUGACACUAGAUGGCGAUUGUGAGCUAUGGCAAAUUCAAUAUAUAUUUUUCAAAACAAUUUUUUAAAAGCAUCUUCAUGACUUUUUUAUAUGUGUCUAGAUUCCACCCAGGUGGCACUGUGGUUAAACCACUGAGCCUAGGGCUUGCUGAUCAGAAGGUCGGUGGUUCAAAUCCCUGUGACGGGGUGAGCUCCCGUUGCUUGGUCCCAGCUCCUGCCAACCUAGCAGUUCGAAAGCACGUCAAAAAUGCAAGUAGAUAAAUAGGAACCGCUACAGCGGGAAGGUAAACGGUGUUUCUAUGUGCUGCUCUGGUUUGCCAGAAGCGGCUUUGUUAUGCUGGCCACAUGACCUGGAAGCUAUACGCCGGCUCCCUCGGCCAAUAAUGCGAGAUGAGCGCGCAACCCCAGAGUCGGUCACGACUGGACCUAAUGGUCAGGGGUCCCUUUACCUUUAGAUUCCACCC
This is a messenger RNA of Zootoca vivipara (common lizard), 5845 nucleotides long. RefSeq names its product N-acetyl-alpha-glucosaminidase (gene NAGLU). The record is from RefSeq and is a predicted model, not a curated record. Lineage: Eukaryota; Metazoa; Chordata; Lepidosauria; Squamata; Lacertidae.